AUGGCGACCGACGUGGCAUUUGAUACCUCUAUGGGUUCCUUUACUGUCGAGCUCUACAACACUCAUGCGCCAAAGACCUGCAAGAACUUCGUAACCCUCGCCCAACGAGGCUACUACAACGACGUCGUCUUCCAUCGCAUCAUCCCCAACUUCAUGGUUCAGACUGGUGAUCCCACUGGAACCGGUCGCGGCGGCAGCUCCAUCUACGGCGAGAAAUUCGAAGACGAGAUCCGCAACGAGCUGAAACACACUGGAGCCGGUGUUCUGAGUAUGGCGAACAGUGGACCCAAUACGAAUGGCAGUCAAUUCUUCGUUACGCUUGCGCCGACACCGUGGUUGGAUGGAAAGCACACAAUCUUCGGUCGGGUGAAGAGUGGCAUGCGAGUUAUCCAGCGCAUGGGUCUGGUCAAGACUGGUGGUGAGGACCGGCCAGUGGAUGAGGUGAAGAUUAUUCGGGCAAGAGUGGUGGAACAAGGGGCAGAAGAGUGA
This is a messenger RNA of Penicillium angulare, 489 nucleotides long. RefSeq names its product putative peptidyl prolyl cis-trans isomerase (CypC) (gene cyp1). Gene Ontology annotation, cellular component: catalytic step 2 spliceosome. Bases 1 to 489 code for a protein of 162 amino acids. Gene Ontology annotation, biological process: protein folding; protein peptidyl-prolyl isomerization. Gene Ontology annotation, molecular function: peptidyl-prolyl cis-trans isomerase activity. The record is from RefSeq and is a predicted model, not a curated record. The transcript is spliced from 3 exons. Lineage: Eukaryota; Fungi; Ascomycota; Eurotiomycetes; Eurotiales; Aspergillaceae.